This is a messenger RNA of Spirodela intermedia, 2599 nucleotides long. Lineage: Eukaryota; Viridiplantae; Streptophyta; Magnoliopsida; Alismatales; Araceae. The record is from the annotation of a GenBank genome assembly.
AUGGACACCCAGCUGCCUUCCAGCGUCGUGAAGAACAUCACGCAGAACCUCCGUCCGGUGGUCUGCUACCAGAAGUCCCUCGUCGCCUCCGCCGGCGUGUGGCUUGGCGACAAGCCCCUCUCCUUCUCCAUGCCUCUGCUCAUGGCUCAGCUCUCCCUGAUCGUCGUCGUCACCAACAUCUCUCACUUCUUCCUCCGCCAUCUCGGCCAGCCCAAGGCCGUCUCCCAGAUAGUGGUAAGUUAAGAACCCAGAUGACUUCCUCCUCCUCCGGACACCAUUUUUAACUCCUCUGGUUCCUCUGCAGGGCGGCGCGAUUCUGGGCUCGUCGGUGGCGGGGAGGAGUAGCUCCUUCGUGGACACCAUGUUUCCCCCGAAGAGCAGGAUACCGCUGAACAUCGUGGCGGAGAUCGGGCUAAUGGUGUUUCUGUUCAUGAUCGGCGUGAAGACGGACUUGAGCAUGAUAAAGAAGUCGGGGAAGAAGGCGGUGGCGAUCGGGCUCCUGUGCACCCUCCUGCCUUUCGGUCUCAUGUCCGUCGUCGGCUACCUCCUCCGCCACUCCAUGCCGGAUGUCCUCACGACGAAGGAUUUCGUCUACCAGUUGGCGGCCACCUGGGCCAGGACCUCCUUCACGGUACUCUCCUGCCUGCUUGAUGAGCUCAACCUGCUCAACUCCAAGAUCGGGCGGCUAGCCAUGUCGGCGACGCUGCUCGCCGAGUUCACCAGCACCGUCCUUACCGCCGUCAACACCUCCGUCGAGCUGGUCCUGCACGCCUCCAACCGGUUGAUGGGGAUCGGCUCCUUCCUGUCCUUCCUCUGCCUUUUGGUCUUCAUCAUCUACGUCGCUCGCCCGCUGACGCUGUGGCUGAUAAGGAGGACACCGGAGGGGGAGCAGAUGGACGAUGGACACUUCCUCGUGGUGCUCGCCAUCAACCUCGCCUGCGGGCUGGUCAGCGAGUUCAUCGGCCACCACGCCUCCAUUGGCUGCUUCCUCCUCGGCCUGGCCCUUCCCGGCGGCGCCCCGCUGGGGAGCACUUUGCAGAGCCGGUUCGACGCCCUGGUGACGGGCAUCUUCGUGCCGCUGUUCCUGGCCAGCGCCGGCUUCCGGUCCAACUUCUUCGCCAUCUCCGGUGCCAGCGAGUGCGGCUACGUCCUCCUGCUCAUCUUCCUCGGCGCCGCCGCCAAGGUCGUCGGAGUUCUCCUCCCGUGCUUCUACUGCAAGGUUCCCCCCCGCGACACCGUGACACUGGUGCUGAUGAUGGUCACCAAGGGCAUCUUCGAGGUCUACGUCCUCAACAAUUGGGUCGACGCAGGGGUAAAAUAAAAAACGAUCGGUCACUGGUCUCUCCUCCUUCCGUUCGGGAAGCCCUAAUCCGCAUGGUUUGAUGCUCGAAUGCAGAUGAUCGACGACCAAGUCUACGCCGUCAUCGUUCUCUGCGUGGUGGGCUUCGCCGCUGUCACCACGCCCAUCUUGAAGAUGGUGUACAAGCCGUCGAUGAGGUACAUCGCCUAUAAGCGGCGGACGGUGGAGCACGCGCGGCGGGACGGCGAGCUCCGGGUCCUGAUCUGCGUCCACAACCAGGAGAACGUCGCCCCCAUCGUCGACCUCCUCAACGCCUUCCAUGCCACCAAGCAGUCCCCCAUCUGCGUCUAUGCCCUCCACAUGACGCAGCUCGCCGGCCACGCCGCCGCCACGCUUGCCCCCUACGAGAUGACCAGCGGGUCCGCCAUGUCGGAGACGGAUCACAUCGUCAAGGCCCUCCGGUUCUUCGAGCAGGAGAACCGGGGUACCCUCCUGCUGCAGCCCUUCGUCGCCAUCUCCCCCCACAACACCAUGCACGACGACGUCUGCACCGUGGCACUGGACAAGAAGGUCGCCCUGGUCGUCCUCCCCUUCCACAAGCACAUGGCCGUGGACGGGACAAUGGAGGCCGUGAGCGCGCUCAAGAUGAUGAAUCUCAACGUGCUCAGCUACGCCCCCUGCUCCGUCGGCAUCCUUGUCGACCACGGCGCCGCCACCGGCACCCACUUCGUGCCCACGAAGCACCUCCUCCACCGCAUUGUCCUCUACUUCAUUGGCGGCACUGACGACCGCGAGGCGCUUGCCUGUGCCAUGCGCAUGGCCGAGAACCCCGCAAUCGGCGUCACCGUCGUCCGCUUCCGCGCGCCGCCGAUGGACCGCCGAGCCGCCGGCCCGGAGGAGGCCAUGGACGACGAGAUGGUCGGCCGGUUCCGCCUGAGAACGGUGGAGGCUUCAACCCGGCUCGCCUACAAAGAGGAGAUCGUCAAGGACGGAGAGGACACCAUCGGAAUCAUCCGCUCCAUGAGCGACGGCUUCAGCCUUCUCGUCGUCGGCCGGCGGCACGGCAUAGACUCACCGUUGACUGAGGGCCUGUCCAUGUGGAGCGAGUACCCUGAGUUGGGUGUCCUCGGGGACCUUCUCGCCUCCACCGACUUCGGUGCUAAUGUCUCCACCCUCGUUGUCCAGCAGCAGACCAGAGUCGGCGCCGACAGCCACGCCGCCGUCAACUGCAACCGGGGAGGAGGUCUCUGGAACAGGUUUAGCCGAGGCCGACGCGUGGCCCCUCACGACGCAGUUUAA